GAAAACCCGUAAAGGUCGCGGACAGGAGGUCGACCAGGUGAGUUCGCGUCUAACAAACAAACGAAUCAACGGUCUCAUCCAUCGAAUCGUGCAGACUUUACUUGAUCGGUUUUCAAUGCUGCAAGUUUGUACUUCGUGAAUGAGUACAUGCAGUAGCAGAUAGACAGAGUUUUGAGUUUGAGUUUCUAAGUCUUCAGCGUACAUACAUACAUAUAUCUACCUCCAUCGCCGUGACCGAAUUACGGCCGUCCGUAGCGCUUACCUUGACAUUGCUUGCUGAAGUUUCCCCGUUUGUUCGUCGUCUAUUGUUGCCGUAUUUGUUACCUGAUGCUUUUCUAGCCAGAAUACAUCACGCAUACAAUCCUUUAUUUGUCCUUUUGUACGUAACGGCCAGGGAAUUUGUAGCAGCCACCUUCGACUUUCCGGAUGUACCGUACGAUUAGUUAUAACAAAACAAAAGUUUCUUAUACUUUGCAACAAUCAAAGCAAAACUAGUUGGCAGUAACAAUAUUGAGGGUCAUCAUGGAGAGAUUAUUUUCUUUCCUUUUCUUCUUAGUUCUAACAGUCACUGCGCAAAACGUUCCAUCUAACCAUAAACCAACAGAAAAUAGUGUUGGAAGUGGUAGGAUUCUAAAUUACAGUCCAUCAAGUGGUCAAGACCAAAAUACGGAUGUAAAGAUUGAAGACACGUAUUCUAAUCCAUCAAUUGAUAGGAGAUAUCAAGACACCGCUCCAUCCAACUAUAAUUUAGAUCCAGGACCAGUGGAGCAAGACAAAUAUGGAUAUGAAUUUAAAUAUCAUGACUUCGACCAAAUGACGCGGUUUUUAAGAGAAACUACAGCGAAAUAUCCUAGUCUAACAGCUCUUUAUUCUAUUGGAAAGUCCGUACAAGGCCGAGACUUGUGGGUAAUGGUGGUAUCAUCAUCCCCAUAUGAGCACAUGAUUGGAAAACCUGAUGUCAAAUAUAUUGGUAAUAUUCAUGGAAAUGAAGCCGUUAGUCGAGAAUUGCUGCUUCAAUUAAUAUAUUAUUUAGUGACGAGUUAUUCUACUGACAGUUACGCCCAGUGGUUGUUAGAUAAUACAAGAAUACACAUAAUGCCUUCAAUGAAUCCUGACGGAUUUGAGGUUUCAAAAGAAGGACAAUGUGAUACCGGACCUGGGAGAUACAAUGCCCGAGGUUACGAUUUGAACAGAAAUUUUCCCGAUUAUUUCAAACAAAAUAACAAAAGAAUGCAACCGGAAGCAGAGGCUGUAAAAGAAUGGGUCUCAAAGAUACAGUUUGUUUUGUCAGGAAGUCUUCAUGGAGGUGCUCUUGUUGCAAGUUACCCUUUUGACAACACACCAAAUUCACGAAUCUGCAAAUCUUCAGCGCUUUGCUCUUUGUUCCAGAAUUACGCAUCAUCCCCAUCACUCACACCUGACGAUGACGUUUUUAAGCAUUUAUCACUGAUCUACUCUACAAACCAUGCAAAAAUGAGCAAAGGUGUCGCCUGCAAAACAUCCAAAGGUUUUCUUAAGGGCAUAACCAACGGUGCAGCAUGGUAUCCAUUAACAGGAGGAAUGCAAGACUUCAAUUACAUAUGGCAUGGAUGCAUGGAAGUCACUCUGGAGGUGUCAUGCUGUAAAUAUCCGCCUGCUAAAGAACUUCCUAGGUAUUGGGAGGACAAUAAAGUGGCCCUUAUUAAAUUCUUAUCAGAAGCUCACAGAGGUGUUCAUGGUUUUGUCAUGGAUGAACAUGGUAAUCCAGUUGAGAAAGCUUCCUUGAAAAUAAAGACAAGAGAUGUUGGAUUCCAGACAACUAAAUACGGAGAAUUUUGGAGAAUACUUUUACCCGGAGUUUACAAAAUGGAGGAGGGUAACAAAUUUACCUCCCCAGAAAUAUUAUAAUCAUAAGCGCAAUGACGGUAAUUUUUACCGCCCCCAAAAAGUGAUACCCCAUUAUCACCGAGUACCUCAAGGCAUUGUAGCGCAUAACUCAAACGAUGGUAUACUGUCUUCAAUUUCAAAUGGAUUUAACAACUUUAUGAAUCUGUUUGGAUGAGUUUAACUAUAGCUCAGUGAUAGUCAAAUAGAUUUAGAUAAAAUUAUUUAUUUUAGAAAGUAUGAAAUUUAAAUAUAGCAAUAGAUGGUAGACAUCAAUUUAGAUGUGUACCUAUAUUUUACUAUGUAUGUUUAAAAAUAAAAUGCAAUAACUGACUA
Agrilus planipennis (emerald ash borer) is the source of this 2199-nucleotide messenger RNA. Its product is annotated as carboxypeptidase M. Gene Ontology annotation, molecular function: zinc ion binding; metallocarboxypeptidase activity. Gene Ontology annotation, biological process: proteolysis. Lineage: Eukaryota; Metazoa; Arthropoda; Insecta; Coleoptera; Buprestidae. The record is from RefSeq and is a predicted model, not a curated record. Gene Ontology annotation, cellular component: cell surface.